AUGUUUGGAAAAGACAGCUCCAUGAAGACCCUCGCAAUCAUUCUUCUCUUGCUAUUCGCUCUCUACACCGUACUUUUAGUCUUGAAAGAUUCCGAUGAGGAAUCUUCUAGACCAUCAUUUCCACCUGUGAAGCUAUAUAAUGAUGUCUGCAAGUCACCGGAAUGUAUCACGUUGGCUCAUCACUUGCACAACUGGAGAGAUAUAUCUGUGGACCCAUGUCAAGAUUUUUAUAGGGCGGCGUGCGGGAAGUACACAGAAGAAUCUUUGGCGGAGGGAGGAAGACUAAAUAAGAAACUCUACAUAGUGGUUCAACUCGUUCAAGAUUUUCUCCAUAAAAAUCUCCCAUCGAGUUCUAAAUCUGAAAAUGCUAUGACGUUGUUUUAUAGAAAAUGCGAGGAGCAGAAGUUUCUGAAUGCUACCGAAGUUCGUAUGAAUAAUAGCAAAGAAAUGCUUCAAAUGAUUAACCGCAUUGGGAGAUGGCCUAUAGUUGAUAAGUUGCUGUCAAAUAUGGCUUCGCUUGGAUUCAAGUAUUUCGGAAUUUUCAGCGUGAAAACAAUGUCUAAUUUUUUAAUUAUUGACCAGGAUAGUUCUCGAUUAACUAUUUCUCCAGUAGACAUUGAAAAAUUUCUUGUAAGUAUUCUCACAGUCAAUGGAAUUAAGCCAGACCCACAAUCGAUUCAAACUGAUGUCAAGAACAUUCUGAAUUUUGAUAAGGAGUUAGCUGAAAUUAAAAGUUCUCCAUUGAACUAUCUCCCUCUGUCCGAACUCCAACAAAACAUUUCAAACGUGGAUUUCGAGAAAAUCAUUAGAAGUUAUAUGAAUCCAAAAAGAUCAAGAGAAAAUUGGGAAUCGAUUAGGAAUAAGACUUUCGUCAAAGUGUCUUCCUAUUUUUUCAACAAGACAAGAAAUAUUGAUACAAUUCUAACGAAAACUCCAAAAAGGACUAUUGCCAAUUAUCUGAUUUUUCGUUUCAUCUUAUCCCUGUCUGAGCCACAAUUUCCACAAACCACCAACGUGAAGUUCAACGAAUGCGCACUGAAAGUCGUCUACUGGUUCCCUCUACCUUCUAUUCGAAUUUUCGUAAGAAACUAUUUUGAGAAGGGGAAUCUCGAAAUAGCAUCAAACAUGGUUGAGGAUAUAAAGAAGAGCUUUCUGGAAGUAUUCGAGGAAUCCACCUGGCUCCAAGACUCAACAAAACAGCGAGCUAAGAAGAAGGUGGAGAUGAUGAGGAAAGUAGUUGGGUACCCGAAAGUUUUUGAGGCACCCGGGGCGUUGGAUAAGUUUUUUGAAUCGCUAAAUCUCUCUGAAAAUGAUUCCUACUUCACAAUCCGAGCCAAAGUCGCACAGUUCUCUUAUCAGCACCAACUCGAUUACAUCGCUUCAUUGCUUCCGAUGGAUCCAGAUUUCCGAACUGUUGGAGCUCGGGCAUAUUAUAAGCCUGGAGAGAAUUUGUUGUUGCUUUCACCUGGCAUUCUAGAUGAUCCAUUCAUCGAUUCCACGUUUCCGAAGUAUGCAAAAAUAGCAAGUAUUGGUCAGUUGAUAGGCCAUGAAAUAGGGCAUGGUUUUGAUCCGACGGGCAGAGGUUUUGAUGAGAAUGGGUUUAAAAAAGAUUGGUGGACACCGGAAGAUUCUGCAGAGUAUGAUAGAAGAGCACAGUGUUUAAUAGAUAAGUUUAACGAGUAUGAUGACCCUGUGUAUAGAAGAAAUUUGAAUGGAAACGUAACAAUUGGUGAAAUUGCUGCAGAUGUCAUUGGACUCGAUCUGUCAUGGAGAAACUUUAAGAAAGUGGACUUGUCGAAAGAGCCCAGCAUUUUUGGCUUCGAGGAUGAAAACCCCGACAAAUUAUUUUUCCAUCUUACUGCUUUGAACUGGUGCAGUGGCAAAGAAACGAUGCCAUUGGCUGAAAGGCUUACAGAACCCCAUCCAUCUCAUAUUUUCCGUGUAAAUGGAAUCUUCUCGAAUUUUAAACAGUUUGCGAAAGCAUUUAACUGUCCAGUUGGAUCUCCAAUGAAUCCGGAGAAGAAGUGUGAUCUUUUCUGA
Molecule: messenger RNA, 2040 nt
Organism: Caenorhabditis remanei
Lineage: Eukaryota; Metazoa; Nematoda; Chromadorea; Rhabditida; Rhabditidae
Exons: 12
Coding region: 1-2040 (679 amino acids)
Biological process (GO): protein processing
Cellular component (GO): plasma membrane
Molecular function (GO): metalloendopeptidase activity
Source: RefSeq, a predicted model, not a curated record